AUGAUUACCAACUACUGGUCCACCAACAAUAUCUCCCUUCCCACCAAUAAAAUGGCUGAUGCCAUGCUACACCACGACUCGAAUGCGGAUCUGUUGACUUUUACCUUUGGUGGCCCCCGAGCCUACAAUCCCAAUCAACCCAUCUUCAUCGACGCAGAGGAUCCAUCGCGAUCCUUGACGGCAACGCAGUUUCAGCAUCUGGUUCGAACGUUGAUCGCCAGUCUGAAAGCGCACCAUGUGCAACGCGGAGAUUGCGUAUUGCUGCAUCUGGGAAACAGUAUCCUCUAUCCGGCUCUCUUCUUCAGUAUCAUCGGCGCCGGGGGCGUGUACAUGGGCUCGAACCCGCGAAGUCACCAACAGGAACUGGAUCACAUUGUAGGAUUGGCGGAACCCAAGUUGAUUCUGACUACGGAAGAUGCCUUGUCCACCGUACAAGAGGUGGCUCGAGUGCGUGGCAUCGCACCCAGCCAGAUCUUCGUGGUGGAUGAGCGCGCCGUCGAUCAUUGCGCGCAGCUCUUCCUUCGAUACGAAAUGGCAUAUCCCGGCGGCGCAAAACUCUCGAGCACUUCUGCCCGAGGCACAGAUGGUUGCGUUCAAAACUUUGCCGAUUUGCUGUGCUUUGGCGAGUCCGACUGGAUGGUUUUUAAUGACACCGUCGCGGCGCAAAACACUCCUGCUGCCAUGUUCUCAACCUCGGGCACCGGUGGUCUUCCCAAGGCGGCCGUUCUGUCCCACCACGCCAUCAUCGCUCACCAUCGCUCCAUCUACUACGAUGUUCCCUACCCCGUCAGUCGCUUAAUGUCCCUCCCCAUGUUUCAUCUGUUCGGUGCCUUGUGGACCCAUAUCUUCCCUGUUCGUUACGGCCACCCGCUCUUUGUGCUCCCUCGCUUCGAACCCAAGCAGUUCCUGGCGACGGUCCACCGAUAUCAGAUCUCCGAGACCUAUCUUGUGCCCGCCAUUGUGACUGCGCUCAUCCGCUCUCCACUGCCUGUCACGGAGUAUCUGACAUCUCUGCGCUACGUGGGUAUUGCCGGUGCUCCCAUCGAUGGUCCCUCGAUCGUGCAAUUCCGCAGUCGUCUUCACCCCAUGGCCUAUGCCUGUCAACUGUGGGGAAUGACCGAGGUCGGGGUGGCUUUCCAGACCCGAUAUGGUCAACAUGGUGACCCCGGCAGUAUUGGUACAUGUCUCCGUGGAUAUGAGAUUCGCCUGGUCGACCAGGACGGGCAAGUCAUUCGCAGUGACGAGCGUCCGGGGGAGCUCUACCUACGUGGACCGGGUGUCUUGAUGGCAUACAAGGGCCGCACCGAUGCCAAAGAAGCACAUGGGUGGUAUCGUACAGGUGACUUGGCAUACAUGAAGGAGGGCCACUACUUUAUCGUGGGCCGAACGAAAGAAUUGAUCAAAGUUCGAGGAUGGCAAGUUGCCCCCGCCGAGAUUGAAGGUGUCCUUCUCGGUCAUGCCGGGAUCGCCGACGUCGCCGUGAGUGGUGUAGACCUCAAGGAUGGUCGUGGUGAAGUUCCCCGUGCGUUUGUGGUUCGCUCGCGUGAUCCUGCCUCUGGUCGCUUGACGGCAGAGGAAGUCUACGAGUACGCCCGGCGACAACUGGCCAGCUACAAGGCCCUGGACGGCGGCGUCGUCUUUGUCGAGGAAAUUCCCCGCACGGCCAGCGGCAAGAUUCAGCGGUUCAAGCUUGCACAGAUGAACGAGUAUAGAGAGAUGGUUGCCUCGCUUCUUCAGCGCUUCGAGGGACCAGGGCUCUCGACCCCGGGACAUCUUCCCUCGAGCGCUGAUGUUGCGCCGGUGGGUGUGGCUUGA
This is a messenger RNA of Penicillium oxalicum, 1815 nucleotides long. RefSeq names its product adenylate-forming enzyme AfeA (gene afeA). The record is from RefSeq and is a predicted model, not a curated record. Gene Ontology annotation, biological process: secondary metabolic process. Gene Ontology annotation, molecular function: CoA-ligase activity. Bases 1 to 1815 code for a protein of 604 amino acids. The transcript has 3 exons. Lineage: Eukaryota; Fungi; Ascomycota; Eurotiomycetes; Eurotiales; Aspergillaceae.